This is a messenger RNA of Cherax quadricarinatus, 5565 nucleotides long. NCBI's taxonomy places the organism in Eukaryota, Metazoa, Arthropoda, Malacostraca, Decapoda, Parastacidae. The record is from RefSeq and is a predicted model, not a curated record.
AGGUGUUCAGUGUGUCAGCGACCGUCGUUGUGGAUGUACGCGCCAUCUCGUUGACUCGUCUCGCUUAAGUGACUUUCCUGCUCCAAACGGAUCAUUACUUCAGGUCCUCGUCUAACCCGACGGAUCAUUACCUCGCCUUAGCCUGACGGAUCUUUAACUUCAGCACCUCAUAUUUACUGGUGUUACAGAAAUUUGUGAUUGAUAUUUGUAGCUGUGAAAAGUACAUAAAUAAGGAUAUCUAACAGUGAAGCAAACUACAGUGAGAGUAAACACUAGGAGGUGGUAAACUAGUGUUUGUGAUAAAAUAGUCAAGUGUGAUAGCUGUGGGAACCUUGACGAACAAGGUUGUAUUAGGAGUGACAGUUUGACGUGUUAGUACAACAGGUGGCAGUGACCUGUGUGUGGUGCUGCACUGGUGAUCAAACUGCCUGUUGGUGCUGGCACUGCUGCUACUGCUGCUGCUGGCACUGCUGGUGGCGCUGUUGGUGUCACCGCGGGGAGGCAGCAGUGCCCGGCUCUAUGCCUCUGUGACUCGCACUUGGGGUUGUUAGUGGGCAGUGAUGAGAGGGUCAGCGGACCACCACCCCUCCAGUGGUCGCAGCAGCGGCAGUGCCAGACACAGCAGUGCCAGGUGAGACAAAGCAUGAUGGGCAUGGCAGUGCCUCCGGGGGAUCUCCCAGCUGGGUCGUGGGGGUCGUGGGCAUCAGCCUCCACCUGUUCGUCAUCUUGCAGUUGGCACUCGACCUGCUCCCCCCGAGGGUCGCUUUCUGGCCAGGUGUGGGCCAACCCUGGUACUAUCCCCUGGCACACGGCCCACGAUGCCCCCUGGUCCCUUCCAGCAGACACAACGGGCGUGGGAUGGCCUUAUCACACGCCCACGCCCUCAGACACCGCGCUCGUAGUCAAAUCCACGCGGGCGCGGCGCCCUUCUCUAGUGGCCAACCUCCUCAAACUUCAAGAUAUACCCAAAUGCCACAACAUACCACGCUCUGCCUCCGCCCCGCCCACCCACGCCCAUACUAUAGACGCGGGCGCCUUCUAUCGGUACUACGAAGGCAGUGUGUUGGGGCCCUCCGUCACCCACGUUCCGCCCACCGCCGCAGCCGCCCACGGUAGUGACAACAUGUGUGGUGGGCUGGUGGGUGGCCCACUCUCUUCGCUGGUGGUGGCAGUGCCAACCAAAUUGGAGGGAUUCCUCAAACUCUUCGCCCAUUCCCUGCAUCUGGUCCUCGCUGCUAUGUGCUCCAGGAAGGCUCGGCGAAAGGACCGGGAGUGUCCCGCAUCAACAGAGCAGGAACACAAGCUAUACCUGGAGGAGGCGGUGCUGGAGCGCAAGAUACCAGAGACUGACCUGCGUCAGCUUGUAGAACUACCUCCGGGGCUGGGCUAUGAGGAGUGGCUCGCCUCUCACACCAUUGACUUCUUCCAACACAUCAACCUGUUGUAUGGGACUGUGUGUGAGUACUGCACUAUGAGUGGGUGUCCUGACAUGACUGGACCUGCAACGAGGCAGUAUUUGUGGUUUGAUGAGAAGGGCAAGAAAACCAGAGUGGCAGCACCCCAGUAUGUUGACUAUGUCAUGACCUUUACACAGAAGACCAUCAACGAUGAGACUAUCUUCCCUACUAAGUUUGAAAACGACUUUCCUGUUUCUUUCGAGUCUAUUGUAAAGAAAAUUCACCGGUUGCUGUUCCACGUGCUGGCUCACCUGUAUCACAGCCAUUUCCGUGAGAUGGUGCUGCUUAACCUGCAUGCCCAUCUUAAUUGUAUUUUUGCACACUUCAUACUCUUCAAUGACCGCUUCAGACUCAUUGAUGAGAAGGAAACCGAAAUCUUACAUGAUCUAGUUGUGGCCCUGAAGCUUCAUCCAGAGAGUGAACCAUCAACCUCUUGCUCUAGUUCUACAAUCACAUCCACCACCACCACCACCACCAGUAGUAGUCAAAUAGGUCCUGAUUGUAGUGCUAGUCCAAACACAAGUAGCAGUAAUGCUACUACAACUGCAACACAGAGCACUUUAUCAUCUGAGGGUGAAUGUGGUGAUUGUUCCACCUCUCAGGAGCAGCAGUUAAUAUAUCCAGCAGACACCACCAUAGUCCGCAACAAUAGUAGUAGUGGAUUAACACUAGUAGCAGGAGACACAACAACAGGAGACACAGAAGCAGGAGGGUCUGAGCCCCCACUUCUGGAUACAGAAUCAGUUCCAGACACACGGCCAUAGUAAUUCCUUGAGCUAGUGAACCAAUGUAUGAAGGUACCCUGGCCUGGCCCCUGCCUCAUGCCCUGCCCAUUAUGUGGGCACUGGGCACACACUGGUGCAGCACCUUAGCCUUAUCCAUGUGUGAUAGUGUCAUCUAUGGGUGGUGGAGAGGCUAGGCAGGGGUUCCUAGAAAUAUGUUGUGUAAAUAUGUGUUGUAAAGUCCCUAGGUCAUAACUAUUGCUAUACAAAUACUAUUUAUAUUUAUCCUGCGUUACCACAUGAGCACACAUUCACCAUAAAGUGCAUUGUUUUACACCUAGACUUGUGGAGAGCAAGUCAGCCAAGGUGAACACAUGACCAUCAGCAAGCUUUUCAGUAGAUGCAAAAUGAUUGUCAAUUAGAGUUUGGAUCCAAACUUUUAUUCUUGUGAUUUUAGUGGUACAGGUAUAUAACAAAACAAAUAUUUUUAUUAUAAAGUCGGUUUGGUUAUUGUCAAGUAAAACACAGUGGUGUUUGGUUCAUGUUCAGGUGCUUGGCAGGGAAUUAUUUCUCAAAACUACAUUGAUAGGUUUUGUGAUAUUAAAAGAAAAUUUUCAGCCAAGUUUCUAUUUUUUUCUUGUGUAAGUAGGCUUCUUAAGUCCUUACUAGUCGACAUGUGAUGUGUUUCCUGUUAGUUUUCCAUAUGCAGUACAAACUUCCCCAAGAAAUGUUUUAGUUCUAUUACUCUACUUUCCUUUGUAUUGUUGUUUGAAUUUGGUUUACAUUGAGAGCACAGAAGCAUUUAUGUUUUAUUAGUUACCAGUACACAUACACAUUAUUAUUUCAUUUUCAGUGAUAAGCACAUAAUUCCUUUGUAUUAAACCAUUUCUUAAGUAUUAAGAAAGGUUUGAUGUACCUUUCUUUAUUGAAUAUGUACUUAAUUAUAAAGCAAGAAAGGGAUUGAUCAUAAGGAAAUUAUGCUCAUUGAACAAAACCUGCUAUUAAUUACCUCAGCAAACGUGAAGCAUAAGACACUGUACUGGUUAGCUUUAGCAGUUCUAGAAAUCAUACAUAUUCUGAGUAACAAUUGUAUCUUCCCAGAUAGAUAGAUAAUUAAAGACAAUAGGUCGCUUAUCAGAGUUAGUGGCAUCUGUUACACUACACCUCCAGAUGUGGUCAUGUUUGUGUAUGGGCCUGUAUAUUAUCCGAGAUAUUUUGACUAGACUGUUGUAGGAAAGGAGAUUGUGAUAGUAUUUAUGCUUCUACAGCAAAUGUGUGUGUGUGCGUGCGUGGUAAAAGUGACAUAAACAUGACCAUGGGGCACGGAAGGGAGAAAUAUGAUUUUGUUCUUUCUUGUGUUUAAUCAAAGAACAGUAUAAUUAUAUUUCACCAUGUUUUUCAUGGAUAUCAUGAACUGGGAUCUCAAUAAGAAUUGUUUAUUUAUCUAUGCAUUUGCAAUUACUCUUAUGAACUUUACCAAUAAUUUUAUUGAAUUAAUCUUUAUAAAAGUGUGUACCCCUGGAGAUAGUGAUAACAAGCACAACCUGGUAAUCUUUACUGUCCCAGCCUUCCUUUACUUCCCAUAACUAAACUGCUCCUAGACCAGGCUGUUGCAGGGAAUUUAUUUGUCCUAGUGAAUUAUGUACUGUGUAAUUAUUUAUUUUUUAUCUUGUUUGAUAGCUUGAGAUCAAUUCUAAUCAAGAUAGAUCUUACAGGCAAGGAUUGCUGGAGUGAUAUGCUAAAUAUAUUAGAAUGUAUAUGCUGAUGUUGUUUGCCUAGUGAAAUACUAUUAUCAUUGAUGACAGGUAUAUUCCUUUUAUCAGUUUGACUGAGAUGUAUAUAAUGCAGAGUUGUUAUGGUGAUCUUAGUGGUAAGAAGUCACAACCCUGGCUUGAAUAUUGUGGAGCAUUAGGUGUGAGCCCCAUUAUUAGUGUGCUUUAUAAGCCCAGGGCAGCUCACAGUUCUUAUGCAUCUUGCUAUUAAAGACAGCCAGCAUAUCAUAUGUUGUGAAUCUAUCUUUUACAGCUUCCCAGAGCAAUGUUUGCAGGAAAAAAAAAAGUGAUGUUGCAGAUUGUGAUAGGUGAGGCAAGUUGUGACGGUGAUUUGUGGGGAGCCUAAGGAGGCGGCAACAUUAGUGCAGGGGCCACUAAGGCUCACACUCACCAUCUUAAGCUUCAUCUCGCUAAGCUUUAUAACUCAGGAUUGGAUUUCCCAAAGUUUUUGUUGCCAAAAAUGUGGCACUAAAUUUGUAAACAAAGAAACUAUUUGGCAGUAAAAGUAAGUAGUACUUGCCCCCCUCUGUUAACUACAUAGCAAAAUCUGUUAAUCCCAGAUACUGAUGCAUUCUCUAGACUGUGUUUUUAUGAUGACCUUUAUUGUCUUUCAUAUACAGUACAUAAUACAGCUUUUCAUUGGAACUGACAACAAUUUGUAUAAUUUGGUCUUGGUGAUGAGCCAGCAUCAGGUCCACAUGCCUUCCUAGACUUUGUCAUAGCUACUGAUUUUACUGGUAAAAGCAUUGUGGCUUUUCAUUUUGAGUGAAUCAGUGGCAUUGUCACAAUUGCUAUUAGUGGAAGUUGACAAGCAUUUUAUAUUUUUUUCUUUAUUCCCUCGUGAUAUUUACAAAGUGUGUGGAAAAUUAUGAAAUGGGUGAUGGUGAUGGGUGAUGGCCUGGACACUGCAGUCAUGUAUCCUAUAGCUGUGGUAGUUAUGGUUGUGUAGCAACGAGAGUUAGGAGAGUCUAAGCUGUCACCCACACCAAUAGCAGAGCAAAACUAGUCCUGCCACCCUAGUGAGUGAGCCACUCUUCUCUGCCAUGUGUUAUAUGUCCCACAUUAUGGCCUCCCCCCACCAACACAACGAGCAGCAGGCAUCUAUGUGCGUGUGUGUGGCUGCUGCAAUCCUCACACAUCAGCUUAGUGCACCAGUAAAAUUUUAACUAUCAUACAUUUUAACACUGUCUUGAAGGUGUGAAGCCAUCUCGGCAAGUCUUCAGAGUUUAUUUAGAGGGCAUUACUGAUUGUUAUAUUGGUGUAACUAUAGACAGCUGGCAUUCCAUAUUUACACAUAACUGUUUUCUGUUGCUCCUAGGGCUACAGAGCCUUGUAGUCCUAAGGUUGGUGGGAUUGAUUAUGAAAUAGAAUUUGAUCCUUGAGCUUUAAGGGCAAAGGUGAAAUAUGGGAUUAUAGGGUGGGUAGGGGGAGGGUAGAGGGGUGGGGUGGGGGUGAGGGGGAGGCUGAUAAGGGUCACGCCUGAAGCACUUGUAGAGAGCGGCGUGUGUCAGUUAUUCCUUGUGAUACUCUUGAUCCUCUAUGAUCAGCUUAAUGAGACAGGAAAUGUUUUAAGGAAUAAUUAUUGCAAAAAUAAUAAAAAUAAUUUGCACUGAA